AUGGGCAAGGAUAAACAGAAAAGUAUAGAUGUAUUCUUUAAGAAGAAAGUAGCCUCUGAUGGUGCUACCAGUGAUGCUCCUGCAAACAUAAUUUCUGAAAGUGAUGCACUUUCUCAUGAGCAACCUCCUUCCAAGUGUCAUAGAAUUGAGCAUGCUGAAGAAAUUAUUAUAGUCAAAAAUAAAAGUUUUGAAUGUGAUCCAGGCAAGCGUAAGCCAAUUUGGGAAUAUUCAGCUAAUGAAGUCGAUGAGAUACGAAGAGCUUAUUUAAUAGCUGGGCCAUAUCAACCUCAAUGCUCCUAUCCGUUUUCAAAGGAAAAGCAUCCUCGACGUUUUCAAGCGUCUUGGUUCAAAGAAUUUUCUUCGUGGCUUGAGUACUCACCUUACGUAGAUGCUGCAUUUUGUUUACCAUGCUAUCUUUUCUCUAAAAAGGUCGGCGGACGACAUGGUUGGGAUGCAUUCACAAUCAAAGGUUUUAACAGUUGGCAUAGAGUUCAUAAUGGAAAGUAUUGUGCUUUUCUAAGUCACAUGGGAGAUGAUCCUUGUUCACAACAUAUUAAUGCACUCAUCUCAUGUGUAGACUUAAUGAAUCAGUCUUGCCAUAUUGAUAAAGUUAUGCAUGCUCAAAGCUCCCAACAAAUUGAACAAAAUAGGCUGUGUGUUAAGACUUCAAUUGAUGUUGCUCGUUGGCUUGCUUUUCAAGGAUGUGCUUUUAGAGGGCACGAUGAGACUAUUAAUUCAAGAAAUAGUGGUAAUUUUAUUGAAAUGAUCAAACUUUUGGCAUCUUAUAAUGAAAAAGUUGCAGAUGUUGUUCUAAGGAAUGCUCCAUUAACAACUAAGUAUACCUCACCCCAAAUACAAAAGGAGAUUUUAUAUGUUCUGGCAAACAAAGUGAGAAAACAGAUUCGCAAAGAUAUUGGGGACUCUAAGUUUUGUAUUAUUGUGGAUGAAGCACGUGAUGAAUCUAAAAGGGAACAAAUGGCUCUUGUCUUAAGAUUUGUUGACAAAGAUGGAUUCAUAAAAGAGAGAUUUUUUGAUCUUUGUCACGUUCAAGAUACAUCUUCUAUGACACUUAAAAAUGCUAUUACUGAAAUACUCUCACAUUAUUGUCUUGAUAUGCAGAAUAUCCGUGGCCAAGGAUAUGAUGGCGCUAGUAACAUGCAUGCCUUGGUUGCUGCCUCUAAGGAAGUUUCUUCUAUUUAUCAAUUCUUUCAGAAUUUGAAUUUCAUCAUCACUAUUAUCACUGCUUCUUCUAAGCGUCAUGAUCAAUUCCAAGCUGCCCAAAUUUCUGAAUUUGAACAUUUGCAGGCUAUUGGUGAGCUUGAAACUGGUACAGGUUCUAACCAGGUAGGUACACUAAAGAGGGCUAGUGAUACUAGAUGGGGUUCUCAUUUUUAUUCUUUAUGCAGUCUUCAACGUGGGUACAAUGAAUCAUGUUCAGUACUUGAAAAAAUUUGUACUGAAGGCUCAAAUUAUUCUCAAAGAGGAGAUGCUACUGCAGCUUAUAAGAUGAUAACUUCUUUUGAGUUUAUUUUUAAUUUACUUUUGAUGAAGGAGAUCAUGAGUAUCACUGAAAUUCUUUGUCAAGCAUUACAACAAAAAUCUCAAGAUAUUUUGAAUGUUGUACAAUUAGUUUCAAGUACAAAGGAACUUAUUCAAGAAUUGCGAGAUGAUGGUUGGAAAAGAAUACUUGAAGGUGUUGUUAAUUUCUCCAAGCUUCAUGAAAUAGAUGUUCCAGAUUUUGAUGCUCAAUAUAUUGAAAGUCGUGGUCGUCGACAACAUAAUCAAAUAACUAUUGAUCAUCACUAUCAUUUUGAUAUCUUUAAUUUAACCAUUGACUUUCAAAUACAAGAGUUAGAUAGAAGGUUUAAUGAGCAAUCGAUGGAACUUUUAUCACUUAGCUCUUCAUUAGAUCCGAAGGAUGGUCACAAAGCAUUUAAUGUUGAUGAUAUUUGUAGUCUUGCAGAAAAAUACUAUCCUCUUGAUUUUUCUGAGCAUGAGAGAAUUAAUUUGAAUUGUCAAUUGAAGCAUUUUCACAAGGACAUCCCAAAACAUCCAAUACUUCAUAAUUUAUCUUUAAUUUCUGAGUUGUGUCAAGGAUUAGCUAAGACAAGAAAGUCAAAUUCCUAUCAUUUGGUUGAUAGGCUAAUUCGUCUUAUUUUAACUCUACCAGUUUCAACAGCAAGUGGUGAACGUGCAUUCUCAGCAAUGAAAAUUGUGAAAACAAGGCUUCGAAACAAAAUGGAGGAUGACUUUCUUGCAAAUAAUUUGAUUGUGUAUAUUGAAAGAGAGAUUGCUGAAACUUUUACUACAGAUUCUAUCCUUGAAGAUUUCGUCAAUUUAAAAGAGCGUCGUUUACAAUUUUAG
Molecule: messenger RNA, 2364 nt
Organism: Gastrolobium bilobum
Lineage: Eukaryota; Viridiplantae; Streptophyta; Magnoliopsida; Fabales; Fabaceae
Exons: 2
Coding region: 1-2364 (787 amino acids)
Molecular function (GO): protein dimerization activity
Source: RefSeq, a predicted model, not a curated record